GCCCUCAGCAGACUCAAGACCCUUUCAAGACACCUCAGGGAUACAACAGCUACAGCUUCUCUUCCUGGGCAGCACCAUGCGGUUCCUAUGGCUCUGUUGGGCACUCUGGGCACUAUUCCAGGUUAGCCCUGGAGAAGCCCUGACUGGAGAGCAGGUCCUGGGCAGCCUUCUGCAACAGCUGCGGCUUGAUCGACCGCCAGUCUUGGACAAGGCUGAUGUGGAGGGAAUGGUCAUCCCCUCGCAUGUGAGGGCCCAGUAUGUGGCCCUGCUCCAGCACAGCCAUGACAUCCGCUCCCGAGGCAAGAGGUUCAGCCAGAACUUUCGAGAAGUGGCAGGCAGGUUCCUGGUGUCAGAGACCUCCAGUCACCUGCUGGUGUUCGGCAUGGAGCAGCGGCUGCCGCCUAACAGUGAGCUGGUGCAGGCCGUGCUGCGGCUGUUCCAGGAGCCUGUGCCCAGAACAGCUCUCCGGAGGCAAAAGAGGCUGUCCCCACACAGCGCCCGGGCUCGGGUCACCAUUGAAUGGCUGCGCUUCCGCGAGGACGGCUCCAACCGCACCGCCCUUAUCGAUUCUAGGCUCGUGUCCAUCCACGAGAGCGGCUGGAAGGUCUUCGAUGUGACCGAGGCCGUGAACUUCUGGCAGCAGCUGAGCCGGCCGAGGCAGCCGCUGCUGCUCCAGGUGUCCGUGCAGAGGGAGCAUCUGGGACCAGGGACCUGGAGCGCACACAAGUUGGUCCGGUUCGCGGCGCAGGGGACGCCGGACGGCAAGGGGCAGGGCGAGCCACAGCUGGAGCUGCACACGCUGGACCUCAAGGACUAUGGGGCUCAAGGCAAUUGUGACCCCGAGACACCAGUGACUGAAGGCACCCGAUGCUGUCGCCAAGAGAUGUACCUGGACCUGCAGGGGAUGAAGUGGGCUGAGAACUGGAUUCUAGAACCCCCAGGAUUCCUGACUUACGAAUGUGUGGGCAGCUGCCUGCAGCCACCAGAGUCCCUGACCAUCAGGUGGCCAUUUCUGGGGCCUCGGCAGUGUGUGGCCUCAGAGAUGACUUCCUUGCCCCUGAUUGUCAGCAUAAAGGAGGACGGCAGGACCAGGCCUCAAGUGGUCAGCCUGCCCAACAUGAGGGUGCAGACGUGUAGCUGUGCCUCGGAUGGGGCGCUCAUACCCAGGAGGCUGGAGCCAUAGGCACAGGGCGUGGCCUCCCCAAGGACGUGACGUAAUAUAUGGGGAGAGAUGGGGAUUCUAAACCCCUAAGGGGCGAAUGCUCUGCGUGGUCCUCUGAACCAGCCCCAUCCCUAAAUUUUACCUUCAAGGAAUGUGACUCACUGGCCACUGGAGGCGCCACCUAGUGGUCUCUGUCCUUCAUAUUGUUUACUGCACUGUAUACGAAGCACUUAACCUGUAUAGAAACUGUAAACUAAGGACAGAAUCCCGAACUGCCAUUGCUCCCUUAAUCUGUCCCUGUAUCUGGGCUGAGCCCCAGUCUUGUCUCUGGACCUAAGACCCAAGUGUAUCAAACUAGGUAAUACCAGCUUUGCUAGAUGGGAAUAAAAUAUGCUUUGCUUUGU
Rattus rattus (black rat) is the source of this 1566-nucleotide messenger RNA. RefSeq names its product left-right determination factor 1. Lineage: Eukaryota; Metazoa; Chordata; Mammalia; Rodentia; Muridae. Gene Ontology annotation, biological process: SMAD protein signal transduction; BMP signaling pathway. The record is from RefSeq and is a predicted model, not a curated record. Gene Ontology annotation, molecular function: cytokine activity; transforming growth factor beta receptor binding; growth factor activity. Gene Ontology annotation, cellular component: extracellular region. The transcript is spliced from 4 exons. Bases 77 to 1183 code for a protein of 368 amino acids.